Messenger RNA from Naegleria lovaniensis, 228 nucleotides. RefSeq lists its product as uncharacterized. The record is from RefSeq and is a predicted model, not a curated record. The transcript has 2 exons. Bases 1 to 228 code for a protein of 75 amino acids. Lineage: Eukaryota; Heterolobosea; Eutetramitea; Acrasida; Naegleriidae.
AUGGCUACUUUAUCGGAACAAGAAAUUCGGAAAGAAAUUGAAAGCAUCACAUUGCCAAGCUAUUUCCCAACAUAUAAACAACAGUGCAAGGAAGUCGCUGAAAACUUUUUUAAUUGUUUUUCCUCUCGAUCAAUUAAAACACAAAAGGGUGAUCGAUUGGCUGGAGUGAGCGGAUUGAGACAAUGUUCACAAGAGUUGUCUAAAUAUAAAGAAUGCAUGGAACACUAA